Messenger RNA from Colossoma macropomum (tambaqui), 2082 nucleotides. It is a transcript of the gene fgf8a, whose product is annotated as fibroblast growth factor 8a. Gene Ontology annotation, biological process: embryonic heart tube development; limb morphogenesis; regulation of cell migration. Lineage: Eukaryota; Metazoa; Chordata; Actinopteri; Characiformes; Serrasalmidae. Gene Ontology annotation, cellular component: cytoplasm. The record is from RefSeq and is a predicted model, not a curated record. Gene Ontology annotation, molecular function: growth factor activity; type 2 fibroblast growth factor receptor binding; type 1 fibroblast growth factor receptor binding. The transcript has 5 exons. The coding region runs from base 622 to 1254 and encodes 210 amino acids.
GAGAAGAGGAGGGGAGAAUAAGAGAGGAGGCCACUGAGUCCCAGCACCACUGCUUUCCUGAAGAGAGCCACCAUCAGCACGGGAUGCACCGUCCUGCUCCUGCUGCCUGACAUCCAGCACGGGAACACACACACACACACACACACACAUACAAAUAAACACACACACACACACGUCCAAGGACUCCCUUCUGGAGCUUACCGACGACUCAGCGCGGAGAGGCAGCAUUUUUACUGUCAUUUCUGAUGGACGACAUGACUUGGCUUUUGCUUGGUUGACUUUUUUUCCUUCUUCGUGCAGACAGUGUACUACAUGUAGUAGUAACAUCACGACUUGUGUACUGUAACUUGGAAAGCUUGGACAUUUUCGCAUUAAGUGCACUUAAGUCAGACUUCGUAAAGGAGCGUCGUCUCUCUGCUUAUAGCGGACGUUUCUCCUGUCCUCCCGCUGAUCGGAUCGUCGCCUUGUGCCUCCGCGCUUUUGGAUGUCCGCGCGCAGGCUUUGGCUGAGAGGAGCUCCCCUGCGUCCAGUGGAAGAGCCGAGCUGUUAUCUGUCCUUCACAUCACGCGCUAAUCUGGUGCGCUGAGUUUUAUCUCUGCGGCCCGUUCCCCUCAAUCCACAAUGAGAUUCAUUCCGUCACGAUUAAGUUAUCUAUUUCUUCACCUCUUUGCGUUCUGCUACUAUGCUCAGGUAACCAUUCAGUCCCCGCCUAAUUUUACACAGCAUGUGAAUGAGCAAAGUAGGGUGACGGACCGUGUGAGCCGGAGACUAAUUCGGACCUACCAGCUUUACAGCAGAACCAGCGGCAAGCACGUCCAAGUCCUGGCCAACAAAAAGAUCAACGCCAUGGCCGAGGAUGGAGACGCUCAUGCGAAGCUCAUUGUGGAGACAGACACAUUUGGCAGCCGAGUCCGAAUUAAAGGAGCUGAGACAGGACUCUACAUCUGCAUGAAUAGAAGAGGAAAGCUGAUUGGCAAGAGCAACGGUCAGGGGAAAGACUGCAUUUUUACGGAGAUCGUGCUAGAGAACAACUACACGGCUCUCCAGAAUGUAAAGUACGAGGGCUGGUACAUGGCGUUCACACGCAAAGGAAGACCCCGCAAGGGCUCCAAAACCAGGCAACACCAGCGGGAAGUCCACUUCAUGAAGCGGCUGCCCAAAGGACACCACAUUGCAGAGCACAGACCCUUUGAUUUCAUCAAUUACCCUUUCAACAGACGGACUAAACGCACCCGUUACUCAGGAGAGCGCUGAAGAGUGAAGCAGGAGAGAAGAGGGAGACAGCGAGGGAGAGAAAAAUACCAUCUCAGAUAAUGAACAGAAUCUCCUCUUAUGGACUCCUAAAACAGUUUUUGUACUGAGCAUUAAUAUACCUAACAAUUAGUUUGUUUUUUAAUGAUUUUUUAGAAAGAAAAAAAAACACUCUGCAAAAGAAAAAAAAAACAAGGAAAAAGAGAUCUAUUUUUGUACUCCAGACUUUUAGUACUGACCUGUGUAAAAUUUUAGGAAAGCGAAGCACAUGACUUGAGAUACAUGUCAGAUGGCAGAGCUGACAUAUUAGUAGUGUGUGGACUUCACCAUCUCUCUUUUUGGUUUUGUUUUGUUGUAUUUUGACAGUUUUAGAGUAAUUUAUACUCUUCAUAUUGCUGCUCAUGGGGACUUGAAGGGCCUGAGAGAAUGCACUGACAAAAGAAGGCUGUAUUCGGUUACACAUACAGCCAAGGCACCUCUCGACCACCCAGUGAUAAGACACCCAGCUCAUCUGAGUAACCUCUCUUGGUUCUUGGUUCUGAAACGUUCUUGAGAUAAACACAGUUAAAGCAAACACAGCUUUAAAUCCGUACAGAAUUUGUGGCAGCUACAUUUUGAUAAUCACAUGUUUCCUACCGUGGUUUCAGCUGUAAAUUCAAGGUGUAUAAAUGCAUUGUAAGAAACGUAGGAAAGCCUUUUUUGUUCUUUGUUGCAUUUUGUCUGUCUGUUUUUUAUACAUAUAUAAAUAUAUUUUUUAUUUGAGGAUGUGUAAAAUAAUUUUAAUGAUGGAAAUAUUUAUUUAAAAAUGUGUAAUAAAUUUACCUUAGAAUA